ACAAAUCCUGAUCAUACAUAUAGUAUGGACUGGUCACAAGAACAUCCUUCUCAACAGGAAACAAGAUGCAUCUAUGACUGUGGAACCUACAACUACAAUCAAGAACAGUGGAGAGAACCAUUUGUAUCUCAAAUGGAGAAAUCUACAAACACUGACGGAUUUUGUGAUGUCUUGACAGUGGAUUGUGGAGGACCAGAAGAAAGUGAAAGUGACAUAGAAACUGAAGAGCACAAGGACAGGAUACAACCAUGUUACAUUAAAGAUGAAGUAGUUUCACCAGCAAGUUUUGUGUCACCAGGGUGCGAAGCAAAAUAUGACUUUGAAAAUAAUCCUCUACCUCAACCAAGCACGUGUCCUUGUGCAAUAAAGCGCAUUUGCCCAUAUGAAGUUUGUAAUGAACUCGGGAUCUGCAGCACCUGGGCUGAAACAAGAAUGCAAGUUGACACAUAUAUCCAAGCGGAUUCAUUUGAGUGUGGUUAUCCAAUAAAAUGUAUAAAAUGUGGGAAAACUAUACAGGACCGGAGCUCUUGUCAACAGCGUUAUUUAAUACCCAUUUAUGAGUGUAAUUCAUGUAUUGCACAUGGCACAACAGGACCUGAUUUGACUUCAUACCUGGAAUCCAUUUCUGGUUCAUAUCAUCUCGACUUCUACCAUUGUCAGCAAUUUUGGUGCUCAAAUAGGCACAAUACAGCAGCUGAUCCAAGAAUUGUUCCCUGUGAGUACUGUAAGAAAAAAUUCGAGACGGUCCGGGGCAUGAGGAUACAUGUGGGACACGUCCACAAAGGAGCCAGAGCUAAGCAUUAAUAUGAGCUGCACAAAAUGUUGGAUAACAUAUUCUUUGUAGAUGAGAUUCUGCUCUGUGCAAGCAUGAUUUGAAAUGGAAUGCAAAGAAAGGAAAAAUAUUCAGUGAAGAGCAAAUCUUCAAGCAUUUUUAAGGCUUUUUUUACCAUA
This is a messenger RNA of Schistocerca cancellata (South American locust), 951 nucleotides long. RefSeq lists its product as uncharacterized. The record is from RefSeq and is a predicted model, not a curated record. The transcript is spliced from 8 exons. NCBI's taxonomy places the organism in Eukaryota, Metazoa, Arthropoda, Insecta, Orthoptera, Acrididae. Bases 25 to 804 code for a protein of 259 amino acids.